Molecule: messenger RNA, 657 nt
Organism: Mus musculus (house mouse)
Lineage: Eukaryota; Metazoa; Chordata; Mammalia; Rodentia; Muridae
Product: nuclear body protein SP140-like protein
Exons: 7
Source: RefSeq, a predicted model, not a curated record
AUGGGCACCAGCUUAACUGAGCUCACGAGCCAUGCCCAGCAGCUGGUGUGCAGCCAUUGGGUUGGGGAGAUUGAAGAGAACAGAGGUGACUGGGUGCUUGAGCAGGUGUCUUGUCUGGUGGAAGAUGUUGGAAGGAUAUCUGUGAAGUCCAUACAGUGUCAGAAUGGAAACUGUUUCACACUCUCGGAAUUUGAAAUGAUGGGAGGCUAUGGAAAGUCAAAGAACUGGAAACUGAGUCUGCGCUGCCAUAAUUGGCCCCUGAAACUCCUGAUCCAGAUUCAGAACUCAGAUGAAUGUGAGGUGUGCCGGGAUGGAGGAACACUCUUCUGCUGUGAUACUUGUUUCAGAGCCUUCCAUGAGGACUGUCAUAUCCCAACAGUGGAAGCUGAGAUAACACCAUGGAGUUGUAUCUUCUGUAGGAUGCAGUCCUUAGGAAGUCAACCGAGUCUUCCAGAAUCUGAGAUACUGAAGAGGGAGAUGGCUCCCCAGGAACAGUUGAAGUGUGAGUAUGUUCUCUUGAGAGUCUAUUGCUGUUCUGAGAGCUCCUUUUUUUCCAAGAUGCCAUAUUAUUAUUAUUUUAGAGAGAUGACUGUGGGUGUGCAAGAGCCUAUGUGGUUGGACAUAAUCAAGAAAAAGCUGCCUUCCGCUCGACUCGAG